AUGUCCAUUGAAGAGGAAGAGGAGCCGUGCGGAGUGCGCACACGAGCUUCUAACACUGUACCUCCACACACAUCACCCGAAAAUUUCUACCUCACUUUCAAGACUCAUUUUAGGUCCUCAGACAGCAUUUACAAAAUCUCACCGAAAAUGGCACCCAAACUCUCAGAAGAGGAGAUUGAUGAUCUCAUCUACUUUUCAAGGGCCGGCGAGCUCGCUGAUCUCAAAGAAAGCCUCAAGUCCCUGUCGGAGCGCGAAGGCGCUACCGUAGGCGAGAUCAUUACCGCCGCCAAGGAUGAGGGCAAAUCAACCUGCCUGCACAUGGCUGCCGGUAAUGGUCACCUCGAUAUCGUGAAGGCCCUCGUCACAGCCUUUGACAGCCGUCCUGCAGAGGAGAAGAAGGCGUAUGUCGACGCCGGCAACGAGUUUGGCAACACAGGUCUGCACUGGGCGUGCUUGGGCGGCCACCUUGAGGCAGUCAAGUACCUCGUCAGCCAUGGCGCUUCCCCUGCGGUGGCCAACGACAAGGAUCAAAUUCCUCUCGAUUCGGCGCUUUUCAACGACAAGCGAGAGGUCGCGGACUGGUUCUUGGCGCAAUCUGAGAAAAUGGAGGGCGGAAACCAGGAGGAAGGGCUGAGCGGUGCUGCGUCUGGCAUUGAGAUUGAGGAUGAUGGUGCCGUUGAGGAAGACAAGGGCAAGGAUAAGGCUGGCGAGAGCAGCAAGAGUUCAUAG
Molecule: messenger RNA, 729 nt
Organism: Colletotrichum lupini
Lineage: Eukaryota; Fungi; Ascomycota; Sordariomycetes; Glomerellales; Glomerellaceae
Exons: 2
Coding region: 1-729 (242 amino acids)
Molecular function (GO): protein binding
Source: RefSeq, a predicted model, not a curated record